Molecule: messenger RNA, 1643 nt
Organism: Triticum aestivum (bread wheat)
Lineage: Eukaryota; Viridiplantae; Streptophyta; Magnoliopsida; Poales; Poaceae
Exons: 11
Coding region: 129-1382 (417 amino acids)
Source: RefSeq, a predicted model, not a curated record
GGGGAGAGGGGAACGACGAGUGGGUCCCGCAUAUACCAGGCGCCGCUCCCCCCAAAUCGAGGGCAAUCCUCGCGUUUGUUCCCCAAAAUCCCUAGCGAAUCUCUCUGCUUCGUCCUGCAUCCAGCGCAAUGGAACGGAAGGAGGUCAUGGACCUCGGCAGCGGCGAGCCCAAGGAGAUCAUGGACCUCAUCAGCGGCAAGCCGAUGGAGACCAUAGGCCUCGGCAGCGGCGAGCUCGAGGACUAUCCCUUCGUGAGGCGGCUCCGCAACCGGCGGCUCCUCGUCUACCUCUGGCUCCAGGGCUUCGACGCUGCUUACGAUAGCGUCGUGCACGAGUCCGGUGUGCAGAUGAGCAGGCUGCAUUUGCGGCAGCUGGUGGUCUGGGGCCGGUGGAGCGAAGCCCUCGACUACAUAAGUCGCUUCCUGCCGCCGGUGCUCAACGACUGGAGCCUCGAUGCCCGUUCCCUCCUCUUCUUCCUCCACACGCUCUGGGCUCUGGCCAACGUCGCCGCGUGCUCGACGGGCGGCCUUGUGAACGACUCUGUGCACAGCGACCUCAGCUUCCUGGGGACACUUUCCAGUACCAACGCCAAGCUCUCCUCCAUCCUACGAUACACACUCCACUCGCCGCAGUUCAGGGAGUCUCUGGACUGGAUGCUGGUGAGGAAGAAGGCAUCGUUGAUUGUCGAUGACUGGGCUCUUGAGACUCCGGAAUUGAGGCGCAAGAUGCAAUUGCCCGGUGGUCCAGGUCUCCCGCGGGACUUGCUUCCCAUCGGCCCCCUUUGCCCAAGGCGUCACCGGAGGGAACAAUCCCGGCGGGCAAAAGCAUCUACGAUUGCCAAGUCUUAUCUCAACAGGAAGAGGAGUCUGCCGCCUACAAGCCCACAUCCUGCAGGAUUGCCCAAAGAUGCACUCAGACGGGUGGCAGAUCUUAUUGAGGGAUGUUUAAGAGCUGGUAAACUUCUGGAGCUCCAUCAAGGGUGCCCGCUUCAAUCAAAUGCAAAGGGAGGUGCUUCUGAUACUCCACUUCUGCAGACCAUGUUUGGUACCGUAACAAAUCCUGCUAAAAACACUGGGACCUCAUCAGUGACAAAUGCAGGUGCUGCCGUCUCACGGCCUAUUAAAAUCCCUUGGAUCACAUCUCCCACAAAUGCAGGCCCAAUCAAGCAUUCUAGAAAAGAUGGGUGCUAUAGCAACAGUGCUGGUCAGGGUUCUGUUGGAAGAAAAAAAAGAGAAGAUUUGAUGACUGAGGAAGAUGAUCCUGAUAGAAAAAGGCAACGGACUGAACUGGAGUUGCUGACUGAAGUGGAAGCUGGAUCUUGCGGCCAGUUGCUGACUGAAGUGGAAGCUGGAUCUUGCGGCGCCAACUUGAUGGCCAACUGAGCGGGCAUUACUUGGUGCUCCUUCGAGUCGAUCUGCUUCAGGUUGUGUUGGAGCAUCGAGCUAUGUUAUGUUAUAAACUUGAGAUUUCCAGGUCUCCUAGCUAGAAUAACUUCUACUAGUGUUAUGUUAUCACCAUGGAGAGCGACACUACAACUCUGUUUCUAAGUGUGUGUUGUGUUAAGUUGCAAGGGGAUCGUGAAUCAGAACCAAAUCAGUUCUAUUAUAUAUCAUCGACCAUGUCAGUUUUUGUUUUGUUUUUUA